GGAUCAACUCGCCAGUUCAAUAGUCCAUCGUACUCAAACCUCCAACUUGGGAUAUGUUGUCCAUCUCCUUAGUGCACCUACCCUAAUAAACCCAGCCAGAUUUAUUUACACACCACACACAACCAAAAGCAAAGAUGACCCAGCCAGUAAUGAUAAUCGAAACGGCCAGCGCAGAGCGCCGCCGCAUGGCACGCCGCCUCGGCUUCCGCUCGAUGUCGGCGUUCGAGGAGUGGGAAGAAGAGGUCGUGAUCGACCACUUCGCCAACUUCAUCUGCGACUACCUCGCCCCCGGGUACACAAUCGUGCCUGACAAGCGGGGGUUUGUCGAGUUUGUCGAUCUGGACAGGGAGCUGGAGAAGCGCGUGCGGGCACUAGAGGAACGGAGGUUUGAGGUGGUUCUGAAUCCGGAUAAGAGCGAGUGGCGGGCGAAGGAUCAUUAUAAACACUUCAUUGUAAGCGUCAUGGCGGAUGAUAUGUGGCUGGGGAUGCAUGGUGACGACUCUGCUACUAUCUGGAAACGAAAUUGGACGGCGGCGGAGGCGACGAGGAAGAUGUUCCGCUAUCUGCAAUUCCUAGUCCGGGAGUGGUAUGAAGGUGCGGGAGAUGACUCGCAGAGGAGAAAGAUAACACAGGCUCCAGGCUUCUAGGCGUUAGGGCUUGGGGACGGAGUUUAAUUGAGUUGGGAGAUGGUUUUAUGAGAGAUCCGGUGUUGGCGUUCAGGUAUCGGAGGGAUAGGAAAAGUGUACUUGUACAAUACAUACCUGCGUGAAGCUGGUCUUCAGUAGCGUGGGCUCGUACUAAGCGGGCAUGCAUCCUAGACUAAUCAUUAUGGGAAUAAAAUAGAAGAUUCCACUCCCCUCUACUGAUUACCAUUUCUG
Messenger RNA from Chaetomium strumarium, 878 nucleotides. RefSeq lists its product as uncharacterized. NCBI's taxonomy places the organism in Eukaryota, Fungi, Ascomycota, Sordariomycetes, Sordariales, Chaetomiaceae. The record is from RefSeq and is a predicted model, not a curated record. The coding region runs from base 135 to 647 and encodes 170 amino acids. The transcript has 2 exons.